Stegostoma tigrinum is the source of this 7893-nucleotide messenger RNA. It is a transcript of the gene ncoa6, whose product is annotated as nuclear receptor coactivator 6. Gene Ontology annotation, biological process: positive regulation of transcription by RNA polymerase II. The record is from RefSeq and is a predicted model, not a curated record. Gene Ontology annotation, cellular component: transcription regulator complex; histone methyltransferase complex; nucleus. NCBI's taxonomy places the organism in Eukaryota, Metazoa, Chordata, Chondrichthyes, Orectolobiformes, Stegostomatidae. The coding region runs from base 350 to 6466 and encodes 2038 amino acids. The transcript has 17 exons.
AGGGAGCCGAUCGCAAAUUCUAUUCAGCAUCAACCUGUGAAAUUUAUGGCUGUGUGAAACUAAGGUUCCAGCAGUGAUCACAGGGAUGAGAGCGACUGGGUCAGCAGCUUGACUGAGGCCGGAGGAAACUGGAGGAAACCCAUGCAGACACAGGGAGAACAUGAAAACUCCACACAGGCAAUCACUGAAGGCUGGAAUCGAACCCAGAUCUCUGGUGCUAUGAGGCAGUAGUGCUAACCACUGUACCACUGUGUUGACCACUUGUCCUUCCUGCUCUGUGGCUCACCAAUUGGCAUCAUCCUGAAACGCUGAACGAAUAAAUCCAGAUGAAUUAUCAAAUCUAGGACACAUGCUUAUCUCUAUGUGGUCUACAACCAUUGAGGAAAUGGAAGUGGAGUUGAGAAAAGAUCACCUGGAAGACUGGGAGGAUGAUUUCACAGUUUGGAUAUCUUUCAAGGGGAGCAUGAAGGAUGCUGAUUUUGUGAAUAAGCUAAACGCGAUCAUUGCUAAUAUGUCAUGCCUUCUGGAGAUGGAUUCGGAGAAGCUGAGGCCAGAGAAAGUGGAACCAUGGAACAGCGUCCGUGUAACGUUUAAUAUUCCCCGUGAAGCUGCAGAGCGAUUACGACUGAUGGCUCAGAAUAAUAAUCAGCAGCUCCGAGAUUUGGGCAUUCUUUCUGUUCAGAUUGAAGGUGAAGGAGUCAUUAACUUGGCUUUAGCGCAGCAAAGAGGCCAGGAGAUCAGAGUAAAUGGGCCAGUGAAUCAGAUUAGAAUGGAGUCAGGAUUUUCUUUACAAGGAGGCCAAGGUUUGAUCAGAGUGAACAACCCAUCAGCUUCCAUGGUUCCUUCAAGUAGCAACAUGGCAGGUUCCUUAGUUAGUAGUGGAGCAAGUUCAGAACUACUGCAAAACAGAAUACCACAUUCCUCUACUCGAUCCACCACACAGCCUGAUAUGGAUUCUGUUUUGUCAACAUUAAACAUUCAAGCAUCAAGCCAUCCCUCUGGAUCAUUGCCUUCACAGACUAAUAUUGUGCAAACGAUGUCAACCAACCGGCAGAUUGUCCCAGCCAACAUUCAGCCUCAUCAACUGCAAGGGGUGCGGUCUCCAUUUAACCGGGCUCAAAUUUCUAUAGCUGCCACAUGGAACCAAGUCCCAGCGGCAGCAAUCCAGGCAUCCUCUACACAGGGGGCCUUGGGAACAUUGACAAAUCAGAUCUGGAAGAAGGCUCCUAUGCCUGGACAAAUGCAACCACAGCAGCUUCAGGUCAGACCGUCCCUGGCCACUGUGCAGACGCCAGCUCACCCUCCUCCUCCAUAUCCAUUUGGAAGUCAACAAACAUCUCAAAGCCUUCAAACCUUUUCUCAACCUUGCAGCUCCCCCCAGUUUGCAUCGCCACCCCCUAAAAGCCAUCAGGGAGGACCUUCCCGAGUACCUACGCCCUUGCAACAGCCUCAUCUAACCAACAAGUCUCCAGUCUCAUCUCCUUCUUCUUUCCAACAAAGCUCCCCUUCUUCUUCUCCAACAGUGAACCAGCCACAGCAGCAUAUAGGACCCAGGACACCUCAGAGCAGCUCCCUGCCUCAGGCAUUUCAGCCACCUGUGUGCCAGAGUUCUCCAAGUCGAGGUCCUGUAGUUCAGCAAGGAAAUGUGCCUGCUGGGUUUAUGAUGCAAGCAAAUCAGGUGGCACAGAGUUCCCAUUCUGGAAUAGGAAGCAUGCCAAAGCGUCUUCCUCCAACCUUUCCUCCAGGUCAGCCUAAUCAGAUCUUCACUCAAGCGCAGAUAAACCAAGCUGUUGCAUCGGCCACCUCGAUGAACAGUGGAAUUCUGCAGGCGCAACCCAACCAGAAUGUACAACAUACAGGUGGUCCAAACAACGCUACUUCACAAAAUCCAAUGAAUGUACAGUCUCAUGGGCCCCCUAAUGUAAUGCAGGCAAACCUCGUUGGACUUCACGGAAACCUAAACAAUCAACAAUCUAUCAGUGUUCCCCAAGUGAAUGUGGGUAAUGUGCAAGGGCAGCAGGGCCCUCAAUCACCGUUUAUUGGGAUGCACCAACAGAUUGCACCUUCACAGGGACAGAUGAUGAAUGUCCAAUCCCAAGGUCUACAUCCUGCAAACCAGAUGAUUAUUUCUCGUCCUCAGCUCAUCCAGAAUCAAAUGAUGAUGGCGGCAUCUCAAGGCCAUAAUAUCAUUCCAUCUGGACAGAGGAUGACUCCACCCAAGCAGUUGCAUUCUCAACAGGGUCCGCAAAUCAUGACUACGCAUGGGCAAAUAAUAGGACCUCCAGGUCAAGUCAUAUUGCAGCAAAGCCAGAUGAUGGGACUUCCUGAGCAAGUUGUUGUCAGUCAGGUGCAGGGUAACAAACCAGGAUUCAAUAACCAGAACCAGCAAAAUACAAUUGCAGGACCAAGUCAAAUAAUGAGAGGACCUGCCACAAACACUCAAGGUAAUAUGGUUCAAUUUUCCACACCGAUGGUCCAGCAGAGUCCUCUGAAUGGGAAUUCUUCUCAAGGGAUUGGAAUGCAAGGACAAGUACUUAGACCCCCAGUAUCUCACCUAACUCAGCAGCAUGGUAGUGACCUUACAACAUCAGCCAGUGAUGUCAAUCUAACACAGAUGCUCCCUGAUGUACAAAUGCAGCAAAAUGUAGUUGCUUCUCACAUGCAGACAAUGCAGGCAGGUAGCUCUGCUGGGCCUCAUUUUUCCGGGCAUAGCAUGCCCUUCAAUGCUCCUUACAGCACCACUGCAAGUGGAAGUCCAAUGACAUUAGCCACUGCCUCUGGUUUUCCAAACAAUAAAGAUGUCACUCUGACCAGUCCAUUGCUUGUCAAUCUGCUGCAGAGUGAUAUCACAUCUGCACAGUUUGCAAUGACCAACAAGCAAAACAACCAGAAUGCCAACAAGCCCAAAAAGAAAAAACCUUCACGAUCGCAGAAGAAAAAGAACAAUGGAGCUCAGCAGCCAGAAGAGCAGAUGCAGCAUGUGGAUCUAGCUCCACAGGUGCCAAGAGUCUUCUGGCCAUUCCUCAUGCGUGAGCCGAGACAGAUUUCAGAUGCCCGUCAGAUGCAGCCAGGUCUGGAUGAUGCUGACCAGCAGCAAAUGACUGGAGAGCAAGGAGUAGGACUUGAUCCAACAACCAGCAAACUACCUGAAUUUGCAAAUCGACCUGCAGGAUUUCAUAUGCAGACAGUUGAUCAAAGACCUCUGCAGCAGACAACUAUUCAACCCAUGCAGCAUUCACAACAACAGCAAUUGCAACCCCAGCAACAACAAAUGAUGAUGAUGUUGAUGAUGAAGCAUCAACAACAACAACAGGACACAAAGUCAGUUAAAAUUCCAAUGACACCGAGUACACACCCAUCAAAGACUGCCUUAACGCCUGAUGCCUCAAGGAUUCCAGUGGCCCCAACUGGUAACAUGCCAGUCAUGGUAACCUUGCCUGGGCAGAGUGGAGUGCCACCCUCACCAGAUAAAUCAAGAAUGCCUUUGUUAGUUGGCCAUCAACCUGUCAGCACUCUGAGGAAGAUGCCUUUUCAGGAUAAUCUGCAAAAUGUCCCAUCCUCUGUUCCCGAGGAAGUAAAUCCAACUGCACAUCAUCCAGAUGCAAUUGGAGCUGAGCUUCCACUUUCUGUCGGAACCCAAGUUAACUCGGGGCAACAAGCUGCUCCUCCUCCAAAUCAAGUACUUAUUACUGGGUCUAAGCCAGGGCAUUCUCAAAUCCCAACACCACAAGGUGGAAGUUCACAACAGCAGGGAACGACUCCAGUGCAAGGCACUCAUAAUCUUCAUUUUCCUAAUGCUACCACUAACACCCAGACUUCACGACCAAAAACACCAAAUCGAGCAAGCCCCAGGCCCUACUUUCCUCAUACACCCACCAACCGACCACCUAGUACUGAACCUUCUGAGAUAAGCUUAUCUCCUGAAAGAUUGAAUGCUUCAAUUGCAGGUCUCUUUCCUCCUCAGAUCAAUAUCCUUUUGCCUCCUAGGCAGCCACCUUUAAAUAGAGGAUUUGAUCAACAGGGUCUAAACCCAACCACUUUGAAAGCAAUUGGUCAGGCCCCAGCAAGCAUGCCUCCACAUUCAAAUAACCCAUCUGUUUCUGCUACGUCACAGUCAAAUAAACUGGAUUCUGUUAUAGUUAGUUCAGGAAAACAAACAACUGGAAAACGGGCAAGCCCUAGUAUCAGCAGGAGAGCAAGCACUAGUUCCAGCAGAAAAACUGGUCAAAAUCCAAAUAGACAAAGUGGAAAAACCUUGAAAUCAUCACUGAUCCCUCAGCAGAACCCAGCACUUUUACCAACCAUUGAUGUACAAAAGAAUAUUCUAGCAAACUCUGCACAAAUGUUGUCAAAUCCCUCUCCUGGAAUUUUGAAUGAUCCUGUCAAUGUAGUUUCAGGUGCACAAAAUCCAACCAUUCCUGUCAGGAUAUUGGGUAACAAUCCUGAAGAAAACAAGGAGGGACCAACGUUGUGUGGAAAUGAUGGUGUGUUGAAACAAAUCCCCAUUAGUAAAGAACAGAUGACUUUUGAAUGCAAUCCUCCGAACACAACCAAGUUGGAGAAGAAAAAUGCCCCUCAAGUUCAAAUAGCUAAGGGAAAUAAGCCUUCAGAAGCCAGCAAACCUAGCGGAGGUUGCAAUGACAAAAACGUGAUCCUGCCACCGUUAAGAGAAGCUCCAAUUUCACUUAAUCAGCUUCUGGACACUUCUUGUAGUUCUGGUGUUACCAAUAGGGCCACUAGUUCCAAUCAAGUGGAACAGUUGAUACAUUCUGGAGAUAAACCAAAAGCAGUAACAACAGAUACUCCUACUAUUAAGGAAACACUUAGUGCGCCAAUUCUAUCACAGAUUGUUUGUGAGAGUGGAAAGGCUGUAUUACGACCAGAUGCAGGCGAAUUAGUUAACAAUGUGACUCAAAGUGGCCCGACAGUGGUGCCUACACCAGUGGUGUCCGCAUCCAUUUCUGUCGCAAAUCAGAUCACAGUGUUUGUAAGUUCUAGUCCCAUUAAAUCUACAACGAAUGUUAUUGCAUCUGCACAGAUUCAGUCCCAACCUACUGUUGUUUCUUCUGUAGUCACAAUGCCAUCACAAAAUAACAAAGUGGUGUCUGAGGGACAACCGGCAGCGCAGUCUGGUUCACAGCCAGCAUUUAUCACCGCACCUGUGUUUAUAAAUACAUCUGUAUUCCAGGUUGUUAAAGAACCUUUGAUACCACAGUCAACCACUAUGCCUAAAGUAACUGUGCCUUCAACUUCUACAUUGGCAUCUCAGUCAGUUACUGUAAUCCAGAUACCACAAUCUGCUCAGAGUUCAUCAUGCCCAGCAGUUUCACCUACCCCAGCUGUUAGUAGUUCUAUUAUUUCCACCUAUUCACCAACAAAAAGAACAGGGAUCCAGAGGUCAUCACCAGUUCAACCACCAUCCAGCUCUCCAGCUCCUCCAAACAUCUCCUCAGCAUCUCCUCAUAGACCAGCAGCGGACCUCAGCCUCAAUGAGUCUCUUCAGAAUAAUGGCAUUGUUGACCAAAGUUCUUCAGCUUCAUCCCAUACAACAGCUGUUGCAACGUCGCCUACAUCUGCUAGCCCAGGUAGCUCUUCUAGUAGUAGGCGAAGCCCAAUAUCAUCCAACAAAGGAAGAGGGAAGGUAGAUAAGAUUGGCCAGUUCCUUAUGACCAAGGCGUGUCAGAAGGCCUCCCCAGAUAAAAAAGAUGACCCAGUAGCAUCUGAAUUGGCUUCCCCAGGUGUUGAUGAUCAGGCACAAAAAGCAGCACUUCCUGGUAGUCCUGAAGGAGGAGUUCCUCCUACAGAAACUAAUCAGAUUAUUCCUCCAGCUAGUCAAUCAGACAUAGGCACUUCUGUUAACGUCACACUCGGUACAACUAGCAGCUCCGCUUCUACUGUCUCUGUUUCCUCACCUGGGAGUACAUUGAAUAGCACUGCUCAAAACAAUUUGACGUCAGCCAUCACUCCCCAGAACCCUGAGCCUGAAUCUGUAGUACCUGUUGGUGAUAGCAGUCUUGCAGUCUCUGAGGGAAGUUGUUCGUCAGGAGAGAAAGUGGGAGCAAAUAACGAUCACCUACCAAAUACAGUAGGUGAGCAGAAUACAGAGAAAAAAGAGGCUUUGGAACUUGCAGACACAGGACCACUGGCCACGACACCUCAAUUUGUUCCAGAACAAAUACCAGCCAGUACAGUACAACAAGGGACCAUUGUGAAAAACGGAGAAGACUUUAAUAUUGGAAGUGAAACGGGUCAGAGUGAAGCAAAGAGCAAUCUAGAAAAAUCAAAAAGCCCCAGUAGAAGAAAUAUAAAGGCUGAAAAGGAGAGUGAGGAGUCAUCAUCCCUUCAGGAGUCUUCUGAAAAUGGACAACGGAAAAGGCCUUCACGACCAGGCUCUUCAACAGGGGCAGCAAAAGAUACCAGUACAGGCACCAGCCCAACACAAACAAAACGAAGAAAAUCCAAAUGAAAUCUCUCAGUUGUAUACGUGUGAAGUGUAAAUGUUUGUGAAUUUAAUUAAUUUUUUCUAGCCUACUUUUCUAGCAUGAACUUGUGUAUAGAAAACUGUUUUAAUAUUUGUCCCACUGAAAUGUGACUUUAAAAAAAAUUUCUUUAUAUUCUGAAACUGUUUAACAAGGUAAAAACCUGUCAUACAGCCAGUAAAAACCUUCCAGAAUGUAACUGUACUGGUAAUUUCUGUUGCAAAGCUAAAGUAAAUUGCCAGCUUUUGUCACUGUCACAAAUCUUGUUAGAAUGUAGUAUGUUGUUUUUAAUUGGUAUUUCUGACUUUUGAAGUGAAUGUUUUUAAGUCUUAAAUGUGAGUAUUUGUACCUGGGUGCAAUGAACUCCAUCUCCACUGGAUGGUUGAGUCCAAAGCAUAUCCCUUUCCAGUUAGUCUGUGAGCUAUUUCACUUCAAUAAAGGAAAAAUACUGUAAAUUUUGAAAACCCGAAACAAACAGUGCUGGAGAAACCCAGCUCGUCUGGCAGAAUCUGUGGAGUGUAAAAGAGUCAACAUUUCAAAUUUGGUAUAACUUUUCUUCAGUUUGAACAUUGAACAUUUGUUCAGUUGGAACGUUGCCUCUGUUUUUCUGUCCACAGAUGCUGCCAGACCUACUGAGUUUCUCCAGCAUCGGUGUUUAUUUCACUUCAGUUAUAUGCUCAUGUACAUUAGUUCCCCUAAAACUUCACUCUGGGAAGUUCGUUUCCCCUCCCUGAAUAGAUACAGAGGUGCAGAAUAUUAUGAAUGCUGAAAAUCUGAAAUAAAAACAGAAAAUACAGGAAAUAUCCCUUCAGGUAUUACAAAAUGCCUUGAUACAAAAUAUUAACUGCCCCCCUCUCUGCAAGUGUUGCCUGACUAUUUCCAGUGUUUUCUGUUUUUAAUUUAAAGAAAUAAACAGCACAGCUCGUUAUGAUGUUGAAUUGAAGAGCCAGUCCAACUCUGGCAGAUUUUGAAGCCUCCUUGUCACAAGCAUUGAGGUUGUAGUGGCAUUGCAGAUUGAGUUAGUUUUGUGUGGAAAUAGUGAGCAUGAAUAAUCAUUCCUCCAGUGUCUGCCAUUGAGCAUUACAUUGUGAUGUAAAGCUAAGCAUAAAAAACAAUUGAAAUUAUUUCAGGUGGUGAGUGGAUUAGUGGCUAUUAGAUAAAAACAAAUAAUAUAAUUUAGACUCCCCACAAUUCAACUGCAGUACAGAGUUUCCAGGCAGUCAUUGCUACUUAAGAGUCAUCAGCUGUGUACAGUUUAAUCUACUUGUGUGUCAAAGUAAAAUUAAAUGUAGAAAUACAGAUUUGUAAAGAAUUAACACCUCUGGUGAUAGCUGUUAAUUGUACAAUUUUUGACAACCUGCUUCUAUUUGACUUUGUGCAUAUCAGAUGUAUUAGAAUGCAAUUUUUUAACUUG